Molecule: messenger RNA, 1235 nt
Organism: Corylus avellana
Lineage: Eukaryota; Viridiplantae; Streptophyta; Magnoliopsida; Fagales; Betulaceae
Gene: ERF11
Product: ERF domain protein 11
Biological process (GO): regulation of DNA-templated transcription
Molecular function (GO): DNA-binding transcription factor activity; DNA binding
Source: RefSeq, a predicted model, not a curated record
GCCGCCCUCCUCCCAAAUUCUCAGUCAAAUCCCUCGUUGACUGCGCCCCUUUCUCUCUCUCAUCAAUUUAUCGCCGAAUCCUCUCAACCCCUUCUAUAAAACCAACCAUCCUCGCACUUCUCAAUUGCGAGACCGGCCUUUGCCAUCUCUUUCUCUAGUUUCCCAAACUCAACCCACGUAGUUAAAGCGAAGGAGGCUAAAAAGAAAAAAAGGAAUAUAUGGCGCCGAGGGAAAAAACGGCCGCCGUUAAGGGUAACGGAAACGGUAACGGAAAGGAGGUGCAUUUUAGGGGAGUGAGGAAGAGGCCGUGGGGGAGAUACGCGGCGGAGAUCAGAGACCCCGGCAAGAAGAGCCGCGUUUGGCUCGGAACCUUCGACACGGCCGAGGAAGCGGCUCGGGCCUACGAUGCCGCAGCCAUAGAGUUCCGCGGCUCCAAGGCCAAGACCAACUUUCCUACGCCCCCCGAAACCGCGAACAAGAAGAAUAAUAAUAGUGAUAAUAACAAUCAGAGCCCGAGCCAGAGCAGCACGGUGGAAUCGUCCAGCCGCGAGCCGGCUCUGAUGAUGGAUUCCUCGCCGUUGGAUCUGAACCUCACGGACUGCGGCGCGGGAUUCGGCUCCUCCACUGUGAAGUUCCCCUUCCAGCAGCACAACCGGCAGGUCCCGACGGUCGGAGUGUUCGCCGGUGGUAUGCCGGUGACGAACCAGAUGAUCUAUUUCGACGCGAUCGCUCGCGCCGGGCUGGUGGCGAGUCAGCCCUAUCAACGGCCGAAACUCGAUCAUUUCCACUCGGCGGGGUUCGUCCGUGUGGCCCAGAGCGACUCGGACUCCUCGUCCGUCAUCGAUUUGAACCAUCAGGAUGUCAGGACCCGGAGAGCCCUCAAUCUCAAUAUCGAUCUCAACCACCCUCCGCCGCCGGAAAUCGCCUAAGCUUUUCCCGGAAAUCUACGGAUUUUAAUCUCGUUUCCUCGGUUUUUAAUUUCGUUUUCGUUUUCUCUAAGUUAGGAAGAAAAAAAAAAAAGAAAACGAAAGUACCAAAAGCUCGAUGUGAAUACGUAGCUCAUGAUCUCCUUUUUUUUUGCAACAGUGUAACGAAACGUUGAGUUUCCUGCUGUUGUUCUAAGGCUCUAUUUAUUUUCCCUUUUCCCCGGUUGUAAUCUCUGAUUUCACGGCAUUAUUUUUCUUCACUGAAUUAACAUCGAUAAUUUCCCAAAUAAAAGCAUAUGAAAUUCUACA